This is a messenger RNA of Nannospalax galili (Upper Galilee mountains blind mole rat), 13910 nucleotides long. Its product is annotated as Alstrom syndrome protein 1 homolog. Bases 22 to 12639 code for a protein of 4205 amino acids. Lineage: Eukaryota; Metazoa; Chordata; Mammalia; Rodentia; Spalacidae. The transcript is spliced from 23 exons. Gene Ontology annotation, cellular component: cytosol; centrosome; centriole. The record is from RefSeq and is a predicted model, not a curated record. Gene Ontology annotation, biological process: regulation of centriole replication.
CGCCCGGAGCACAACGCCAACAUGGAGCCCAAGGACCUGCGGUGGCCCGGCGAGCUGGAGGAGAAGGAGGAGGAGGAGGACGAGAUGGCCAAGGCCUGGCUGCAGGUGCAACCCGGCGGGGCUUUUCCGCCGCCACUGCCCACGAGGCACUCGUACGCUGCGGCCGAAUGGACGCCUGCGGAGCAGAGAGCAGAGUCUUGGCAUCAUCCUCCUCAAGAAAGGGACUCUUCCCAAUCCUUGGAUACAUCUCAAACCAGGAUUACCAUGGGAGCAGAAGGAAUAGAAGUGACAGAUUUUCCUUCUCUGGAGGAAGGUGAAUUGACCCAAUCAGAAGGUCCAGUACAGGAACCAAAGCUAGAUCUAUUGUGUUCUCCAUUGCUAGUCAUACAGGAUAACUUUGCUACACCAGAUUUGCCUUUGCUGACGUGUUUGACACAAGACCAGGAGUUUGAGCCUGAUUCCUUAUUUCAACAAAGUGAACUAGAAUUUGCACCUUUGAGAGGAAUUCCUGAUAAGCCUGAAGACAGUGAACGGCUUUCUCGACCAUCAGAAGUUAGUGAAGCUUUAUUCCAGGCCGCCUUAGAAACAUCUUCAGAUUUAGUUAACAGUUGCCUUAGUAUCUCUCAGCACCCGCUUACAGGUAGCACAACUUUUGGGUCUCAGCGUUCUCUUUUCCCUCCUGAACAAGAGAAUAACGGAGAGAAUGGGCUGUCUAAAGCUGCUGAUGAACUGAAAACGCCAAAUGACUCUGAUCACUAUAAUGCUCUGUAUUCAUACAUGUCAUGGCAGGCAAGAAAGGAUACUCAGCAGCCAGAAGACAGCUUGACUGAUAAAAACCAAGUUUCUACUUCAGCUUUCUCUGAUGUUAGUGAUGAAAGCAUAACCACUAAAAGAGAUGAUGGUUUUGAUGCUUCUUGUUCUCAGGUUCAGUAUUGGAAACAGGGAGCUUCACAACAGGCAGAAACAUGUCUAGACAAUAAAGACCAUCGUUCUUUUCCAUGUGAAAUUGCUCCUCCUUGUCCCAAUAAGGUGUCAUAUUCUUUCUUGCAAUGCAUGUUGGAAAGAGGUAAAGGGGCUCUCUUGACCUCUGAGAGCCAUCCUGAAAAUGUUUGUUUAAGGGCUCCAGCUGAGGAUGAGAUGAAUCAAAACGUAGGUUCUUUGGAGGGCUAUGAAAGAAAUGAAGAUCUGCAGAAAGAAUUAUCUCAGUAUUUUAAACUAAAGGAGUCUAGAAAUAAUUUGUUAUCUUCAGAACUGCAUUCUACAUCUCCAGAGAUAAAGUACAUCAGGACUGUUGUUCCUGAUGAUUGUGAGCAGGUUUCAGGAGUACACAUACUCUCAAGGGGACUUGAUAUCUCUAAGAUGGAGGCUGCUGGAGGCCCUCUUCGAUCAGUUAAAUCCAACUUGGAUGAGACAUCACAACAACUGUAUUUUCAAGAGGACAGAAACCGAAAGGCAGCUUCUGUUUUUGGUGAGAAAAAUGUUGAUGCUACUGAAAAUGUAGCCUUUGAGGCAGUUAUUGCCUCAAUUGAGCCUUCGAAGCAAGAGAGUCCUGUAAGUGAAGUCCAAACUGACAUCAAUAAAUCUUUAGCAGAUGAAAGUCAAGAGAGAGAACCCCCAAAUCCACAUAUUUCCCCAUUAAAUUAUAACAAUAAAAACUCUUUCAUUGAUAAGCUUAAACAUCCAAAGUAUCAGUCCACUACCGGGGUGCUUGAACCAGCAGCUUCAAAGCCAGUGUUGCAUAAAGAAGAUGAUGGUGCUGGCUCCCUAUAUUUGUAUCCAAAUUUAAAGUCGCCCUCUAAUGCUGCUCGGAGCAUGCUCAGCCAGCCAUUUUCUUUUAUUCCAGAGCAUAAGUCAUCUCCUUUAAGUGAAAAAGCUUACAACCAGGCUGUUGGUCUUGGGGAAACACAGUCACCUUUAUUUCCGUAUGACAUAUGCAGUCUUGACCUUACAGAGAAGGGAGGAUCUUCAAACAUUAUUUAUCCAAUGAAAGUAUCAACUUCAGAUUCUUGGGUUGUACGAGAUUUAAAGCAGCAGACCUUUGAAGAAGUUGCAGAUUCCUCAGACUAUUAUUUGGAGGGCCUGCAGGGGAAGGCUGGGUCUGACGUCAUUACUCUGGAUGGUGAUACUGAGUACUCCAGCCUGCAUGGAAAUGCUGUUGCACACAGUAAAAGAGUCACUGAACUACAAAGACAGAUAUGUGGCCUGCAUGGCUUAACUGGUGAGUUCUUGGAGCUCGCAGAUUUAGACAAUUUGCUUGAUGAUCUUUGUGACAGCUCCUUGUAUUGGCUACCUUCUUCAAAACUGUCAUCUAAGGAGAGCAAUUUUGAAAAGCUUGGAGACCGUUCUAAUCUGAGCACUAGCCAGCCUUUUCCAUCUGCAUUGCCUCCAUUUGUUCCUCAAGAACCAACCAGCGAAUCAGAAUAUCAUUCCUCCAAUCUCAGAAUGUUGAGAGUAUCUCCUGAUGCUCUGCCAGCAACCCUCAGACGUUUAACAGGUGACACUUCUAAAGGAGGCAUAGCUGCACUUACGCAAUGCAAGUUGAAAUCAGACACCACUGCCAGUCUUGGAGAUUCACCCACUGGACCUCCCUCAUCUUUGCCCCUUGAAGACUUACCUCAGUUGGCUGUACGUUCUCUUCAGGAGAACACUGUUGGUCACCAUGCUUAUGCUAUCAACCAGAAAGCAUUGACAGGUAGUCAUCUCACUGAAGAGAGCCUGAAAGUCUCAGAUAUUCCUGAAUCAGCUGACCAGAAGACUGGGAUAUUAGCAGUACCUUCUACUUCCUACUCAUAUAGGGAAAAUCCCAGUAUUUUGUCAGGUGGUCAUCUAACAGGCCAGUCACUUACAGUUUCAGCUAUUACUACAACCGACUUGAAGACUGGGGCAAUAGCAUUACCUUCUUCUUCAUACUCACAGAAUGAGAAGCCCGGUAUUUUCUAUCAGCAGGAAUUGACAGACAGUUAUCCAACUGAGGAGGUUCUCAAAGUUGUUUCUGGACCAGUUGACCAGAAGACUGGAAUAACAAUAACAUCUUCCAUUUCUCACUCACAUAGAGAGAAGCCUGGCAGUUUCUAUCAACAGGUUGCACCUGAAGGUCAUUUAUCUGAAGAGGCUCCCAAAACUUUAGCUCAUCUUGGGCUAGCUGAGCAGAAUAUGGGGACUUCACCUGUAAUCCCUACCUCCUUUUCACAAAGAGAGACGCCUACUAUUUUAUAUCAAGAGGGCUUACAAGACGGUCCUCAAAUUGCUCAGGCACUGACAGUUUUAACAUUUCCUGGACAAGCUGACCAGAAGAGUGGUCUAGCAAUGGUGUCAUCUACUUCCUCCUCACAAAGAAAUAAGCCUGGUAUUCUCUACCAGCAGGCCAUGCCAGGCAGUCAUUUACCUAAAGAGAAUGUGAAAGCGUCAGCUGCUCUUGGGCCAACUGAUCAGAAAAGUGGCUUAGCAACAGUACUUUCUACUUCCUACUCACAGAGAGAUAAGCCUGGUAUUUUCUACCAACAGGCCUCAAAAGCAGGUGGUAAUUUACCCGAAGACAUUCUGAAAACUUCAGCUGACCAGAAGUUUGAUGGUCCAGCUAUAACCGCUACUACCUACUCAUAUAGGGAAGAAUCUAGUAUUUUUUACCAACAAGAAUUGCCAGAGGGUCAUUUAACUGACAAGACAAUGCAAGGUUCAGCUCUUCCUGGACCAACUGACCAGAAUGUAACUAUACUGUCCUCUACUUCUCAUUUACAUGGAGAAAAGUCUCAUACUUACCAGGCUUUGCCAGAAAAUUACCUGAGUCAUCAGACUUGGAAAGUGUCCUCUGUUCCUGGAUCUGCUGACCAGAUUGUUGGAGCACCAGGAAUCCUUUCUACCUACUCGAAUGGAAUAAAGCCUGGUAGCUUUUCUCAAGAAGAGUGGCCAGACAGGCAUCUUACUGAAGAGACUCAGAAAGCUUCAGCUUCUCCUGGGCUGGCUGACCAGAAGCCUGGGACACCAACAAUACACUCUAGUUCUUACUCACAGGGAAUGAAGCCUGGUAUUUUCUGUCAACAGCUCUUGUCACAUAGGCAUCCAAGUAAAGAGUCUCUGGAUGUUUCAGCCGUUUCUAGAUCAUCUGACCAAAAGACCUGGGCCCCAACAGUAACCUCUGCUUCCCAGCCACAUAGAGAAACAGCUAAGGUUUUCUACCAGCAGACAUUAUCAGACAGUCAUCUAACUGAAGAGGCAUUGCCAGUUCCUGUUGUUCCUAGCCGAAGUAGCCAGAAGACUUCUUUACCUUCAGAAUCAUCUGGUUCUUCCUCUCACAGAGAGCCCAUUGUUUCCCCCAAACAAACCCUGCCAAGCACUCAUCUACCUGAAGAUGCUGUGAAAGUUUCAGCUGAUUCUGGAUCAGCUGACCAGAAUGCUAAUAGUCCAACAAUGUCUUCUAGUUCCUAUUCCCACAAAAAGAAACCUAGUAUUUAUCAACAAGAGUUGCCAGGUAGUCAUGUACCUACAGGGACUUGGAAAAUUGCAUUUGUUCCUGAAUCAACUGCCCAGAAGCCUGGGAUGUCCCACCUGUAUAGUGAGAAGCCCAUUGUUUUCUUUCAGCAAGAGUUGCCAGAUAGUUAUCCAGUAGAAAAACCUACAAAAGCCUUAUUUGUCCCAGGACCAGCUGACCAGCUAUCUGGGGUGCCAACUUUAACCACUGCUUCCUACUCAUGUGAAGAAAAGCCCAGUAUUUCCUAUCAGCAGAAGUUUCCAGAUAGCCAUCUAACUGAAAAUAUGCUGAAAGUCUCAGGUGCACCUGGACCAGCAGAUCAAAAGACAGGGACAUCAAAAGUAUCCUCUACUUCCUAUUCACGAAGAGAGAGGCCUGGUAUUUUCUAUGAACAGGCCCUACCAGAUGGCCCUGUAUCUGAGGAAGCUCUGAAAGCUUCCACUGCUUCUAGGCCAGCUGACCAAAGCAUUACUAUACCGUCUAUAACCUCUACCUUCUCACAAAGAGAGAAACCUGGUGGUUUUUACCAACAGGCCAUGCCAGGUGUUCAUUUACCUGGGGUGUCUCUCAAAGCUUCAGCUGCUCCUGAACCAGCAGACCAGAAUACUGGGACAUUAGCAAUAUCUUCAGGUCCCCACCCACUUGGAGAGGAGUCCAUUAUUUUCUACCAGUCUCGUUUACUAGGUAGCCCACUCUCUGCAGAGAAUUUCACAGUGCCACUUGUUUCUGGAGCAACUGAACAGAAGACUGAUACACCAACAGGCGUAUCAAUUGGAUACCCAGGUUCCCACCCAGUUGGAGAGAAGCACAUUAUUUUCUACCAGCAGGCCUUGCCAGAUAGUCAUCUACCUAAAGAGACUUUGAAUGUCUUAACUUCUCCUGGACCUGUGGACCUGAAGACUGGGGAACCAACGAUAUAUUCCACCUCCUAUCCCUUUGGAGAAAAGCCCAUUAUUCUGUACCAGCAGGCCUUGCCAGAGGCUCAGCUAACUAAAGAGGGUCACAAAGUUUCAGUUGUUUCUGGGCCAGUGGACCAGAAGACUGGGAUACCUCUCAUCACCUCUUCUUCAUGCCCAAAUCUAGAGAACGUGAUCGAUUCUUACCAACAAGAGUUGCCAGAUGGUCAUCUAACUGAAAACACUAAGAAAGUUUCAGUUGUUCCUGGACCAACUGACCAGAAGACUGGGAUACCAACAGUACCCCCUACUUCCUCAUGUAUAGUGAGGCCUAGUGCUUCUUACCAGCAAGAGUUGCCAGAUCUCAGUGAAAAAGCUUUGAAAGCUUUAGGUGUUGUCAGACCUGCUCAACAGAAAACUGGAAUACAAAUAUUGUCUUCUACUCCUUAUUCACAUAAAGGGAGGCCUAGUAUUUCUUUUCAGCAAGAGUUACCAGAUCUUACUAAAGAAGCUUUGCAAGUGCUAGGUGUUCCUGGAGUUUCUAAGCAGAAGACUGAGGUAUACAUAGUACCCUCUGUCCCUUACUCACAUGAGGAGAAGCCCAUCAUCUCUUACCAGCAGGAGUUACCAGAUCUUACUGAAGAAGCUUUGAAAACAGGAGAGGUUCCUGGGUCUACUGAUGGGAAGACUCGGAUACAAAUAGUUUCCUCUGGCCUCUACUUGAGUAGAGAGAAGCCCGAUGGUUUUCAUCAGCAGGAAUUGCCAAAUUUUGGUGAGGAAGCUUUAGGUGUUUUUGUUCAUCCUGGACCAGUUGUCCAGAAGGUUGGAAUACCAGUAGAACCUUUAAGUUACUACUCACAGAGAGAGCCCAGUGCUUUCUCCCCGCAGGAGUUGCCAGCCAGCCAUCUUACCGAAGAGGCUCUGAAUGUGCCAGCUCUUUCUGUACUAGGAACGCAGAAACCUGGGGCACCAUCAGGGCCUUCGAGUUCCUACUUCCAUAGAGAGAAGCUCAAUGAUUUUUAUCAACGGGCCUUGCCAUAUCAUCAUCCAACUGAAGGUUCUUUGAAAGCUUCAACUGUUCCUGGACUAUAUGACCAGAAUAGGAGACCUACAGUACCAUCUGGUUCCUGUUCAUUCAAGGAGAAAGUCAAGAUUUCAACUGCAGAUCUGCUCCAUGACCAGAAGACUAAGUUGCCAACUGCUGCCCAUAGUUCCUACUUAAAUAGAGAGAAGCCUGUGAUUUCAACUGUGAUUAGACCAGAUGACCAGAAGACUCCAUUACUGACAGUUUUUCAUGGUUCUUAUCCUCAAAGAAUAAAGCCUGUUAUUUUCUUUCAAAAACAGUUGCCAGGUAGAGAUCAAAGUGAAGAUACUUUAAAGAUUUCAACUGACUCUGAACCAACUGAUGUGAACACAGAGACACCAGUACUUCUCUCCGGUUCUUAUUCACACACAGAGAAAGCGGAUACAUUUUAUCCACAGGAAUUGCCAGAUAGACAUCUAACUGAAGAUGCUCCGAAGGGCUCAAGUGGUCUUGGACAAGUUGAUCAGAUUGCCUGGGUACCAACAGUUUCUCUUGGUAUUUACUCACAUGAUGAGAAGCACCAACUUGUCUCAGAACAUGCCCAGAGGCCGAUAGAUAAUUUGAAUUCUCCGGACUCUUUUCUCAGACCAAACAAUAUGCCUUUAAAUUCUCAGAUUGAUGAUGCAGUUAUCAUAAGUAAGCCAGAAUCUUCAACCAUUGGAGAUGUUGGUUAUGAGGAAAUCCGGGAUGCAGAUAAUAGUUCCAAAACUCUUAAAGAAAUUCGCACUCUCUUAAUGGAGGCAGAAAACAUAGCACUGAAAGGGUGCAACUUCCCUGCUCCCUUGGUCCUCUUCAGAGAUGUUAGCGAUGUUUCAUUUAUACAGUCUAAGAAGGUAGUUUGCUUCAAAGAGCCCUCCACAACUGAUGUUUGUAAUCAGAGAGAUCCAGUUACAGAGGAAUGCCCACGCAUGCAGAAGGAUAUUGGCACACAGACGAAUUUGAAAUACCAGAGAGGUAUUGAAAACUGGGAGUUUAUUAGUUCAACUACAAUUAGAAGUCCUCUACAGGAAGCAGAAGACACAGCCAGAGUGGCAUUUGAUGAAACGUUUAGGCAAUACGAAGCUGCCAGGUCUGCUAUGAGGUCUGAACCUGAAGGUUACAGUGCAGCCAUUGGGAAUAAAAUUGUCAUUCCUAUGAUGACCAUCAUAAAAAGUGACUCGAACAGUGAUAUAAGUGAUGGUUGCUGCUCACGGGACAGUAACUUACCAGAGUCUUUGGAAUCAGCUUCUGAUAUUUUUCUAAACUCUUUUCCAUAUACUUCACCCAAGACAAGCAUGACAGACAGCCGAGAUGAGGAGGGGUUGUCAGAGAACGAGGACAGCUGUGGUAGCAUAGAUUCACUGGCCGCACAUGUGAAGUACCUUCUGCAAUGUGAAUCCUCACUGAAUCAGGCCAAACAAAUACUUAGAAAUGCAGAGGAAGAGGAAUGCCGGGUCCAAGCACAAGCCUGGAAUCUGAAGUUUAAUUUAGGACAUGACUAUGGAUACUCCAUUUCAGAAUUAAAUGAAGAUGACAGGAAGAAAGUAGAAGAAAUCAAGGCAAAGUUGUUUGGUCAUGAGAGAGCAGCCCAUGUGUCCGAGGAUUUACAGAGUCCAUGGGGAAUAGGAUGUGUGCCCAAAGCCGUAUGUGGUCACAUUAUCAUUGAGAGCCAUGAAAAAGGAUGUUUCAGGACUCUUACUGCUGAACAACCACACCUGCAUGGCCACCCUUGUGUUUUGAGAUCUGCUGACCCUUCAGAAGUGAUUAGAGGACGACGGAGCCCAUCAUCAUGGAGAACCAGGCAUAUCAACAUUUCCAAAUCACUAGACCAGAGCAACCCCCGUUUUAAAGUUUGGGAUUCCUUGCAGUUACAAAGUCACCCCCCAUUUCAACAACUUACACCCGAGGACUUCAAAAUUAGCAAGGGUGUUGGAGUGUCAUUCAAUGCCAAUUUUGAUCCUCGGCUGUCAGAAUUAGUAGAGCCUACUUGUAUGCCAUCUGAAGAAAUGGAUUUUCCUUCUUCUACACAAACAUCACCCCCAGAACCCAUGAAACAGUUUACUACCUCCAUCACUUUGUCUUCUCACCAACAUCCUGACUGCAUUUCAGAUACCUCUGUUUUUAAGGUUGGUGUUACUGAAGGUAGCCAGUGUACUGGACCAUCUGGGUGGGUGUGUAAGUCUCAUAAACCCGAAGAGCAGAUUUCUCCUAAAGAUCUUACACAGAAAACCCCUUCCCCUUCAUCACUUAAAAGACAUAGUCAUUCACCAGUGACUAUUUUAGCAGAAGGUGAUAGGCAAAGGCACAAAUUACCUGUUGAUUCUGAGCAUUCUCAUCAAAAAGGAAAACUCUUAGAAAGAUCAUAUUUUAAAGCCAGUCAUUCAGACCCUAGUGUCAGUACAAAUUAUAGCAAUUUCAAGGGAGUUCAAUUUUCUCAUAAAGAUAUUCUCAUUAUUCUGGACAAACUGAGUUCCACAUCAGAAGUAAAAGAGAAGAAUGUAGCUUUAACUCCUGAUCUUUCUUCUUGCAUUUUUCUUGAACAACAAGAGCUCUUUGAACAAAGCCACACCCCACAUACAGAUCAUCAUGUGAGAAAAUACCGUUCUCCCUCUUGUCCAGACAUCGCUUCUUGUAUUUUUCUUGAGCAACAAGAACUCUUUGAACAAAGCAAAGCCCCACAUACAGAUCAUACGAUGAGAGAAGACCAUGCUCUCUUGCCUCAGUGCCACGAUUAUAUAGUUUCAGACCUUCCUUCUGUUUUUCUUGAACAGCAGCAGUACAAAUCCCAAGAUGUAGAUGACCACAUGAGAAAUCUUUCUCAAGGUCAGUGUUCUGUAGUAGAAAAGAUUGAGUGUAUUCCUAAAUCACACUUUUCUAAUCUGAUAAAUGUUGAAGCCAAGUUCAGUAAUAUGAUCUCCCAGUCAGCCCCUGACCACUGUACAUCUGCAUCUACUCCACCUUCAAAUAGAAAAGCGAUUUCAUGUGUUCAUAUAACUCUGUGUCCCAAGACUCCUUCCAAGUUGGAUAGUGGAACAGAUGAAAGAUUUCACUCACUGGAUCCUGCUUCUAAAACAAGGAUUAAUAGUGAGUUUAAUUGUGAUCUACAAACUAUAUCUUCAAGAUCAUUGGAACCAACCUCCAAAUUAUUGACCUGUAAACCUGUAGCACAGGAUCAAGAAUUUUUAGGUUUUCAAGGACCUAAAUCUCCACUGGACUUGGAAGUUGUACAGUCUUCUCUUCCAGCUAGUAAGACUGUCACUCAGGACUUGAAAACCAUACCUCCUCAGAAUAGCCAGAUGGUAAUCUCAAGGCAAACACAAGUGAACAUUUCAGAUUUGGAAGGACCACAGGGGACUCCAGUGUCUGCAGAUGGUUCACGAGAUCAGAGUGAGACCCCCUCUGGAAAGUUAUUUUCUGAUGCAGUCACUCAGAUAACAACAGAAAGUCCAGAAAAAACUACGUUUUCAUCUGAAAUUUUUAUUAAUGCUGGUCUGGACCCCACUACCCAGAAGCCACACAAGUUUCCUGUCAAGUUUGCCUCAUCUUCUUCCGUGCAGCAGCACACAGCUUCUCGUGGCAAAGAUGCCCAGCGUGAGCUGUUGCCAUAUAAGCCAUCUGGUAGUUCGAAGAUGUACUAUGUUCCACAAUUAAAAACAGUUCCUUCAUUUCCGGAUUUCAAAUCAGACACUACAGUUGAGAGCUCACAUCCAGGGUCCAAUGAUGCUAUUGCCCCAGAUUUUCCACCUCAGGUGCUAGGCACAAGAGAUGAUGACCUCUCAGCUACUGUGAACAUUAAACAUAAAGAAGGGAUCUAUAGUAAGAGGGCAGUAACUAAGGGGAAAAAACGGUUUCAGAAGGAUAAUGCAGAGGCCCCAGUUCAAGCACCCAUCACUGGGGAUGUUCAGAAAGAGAUCAUCAGUGGAGUUUUCUUGACGAAGACUGCAAGACCUGAAGAAAAAGAAUCUUUGCAGGACACUACAGAUUCCUGUGAUGCUGCUGUACAGGACAGAAAAACUGAAAGACUGGCAGACACUAAGUUUAUUAAGCAGACAGAGGAGACCUGUGUUAAGAGGACCAUUCAUCAGGAAGUCUGUCCAGAGAAGGAAAAAUCCUUAGAGACAGAUAGUUCAGAGUCUGAAUGUCAUUCAUCAUUUGAAAAUACCACCCACUCUGCCUUCAGAUCAGCAAAGUUUUGCUUCGAUCAUCCAGUGCACCUGCCCCAUGAGCAAGAUAUCUGCCAUGAGUCUUUGGGAAGGAGUGUUUCCAUGCAGCAUUCUAGGAAGGAUUUCUUUCACCAUCAUUCAGAUACACACAGAGAGCACAGCUGCCUUCCUCCCCCUCACCCAAGUGUGGACAAAAUGGACUACAGCAGAAUAAAGAGCCUCAGCAUCAAUUUGAAUUUAGGUGACAUCGAGAAAAUGCAUACUACCAAGAGCCAGUCCAAAGAUCAUCCUAAAAGCAAAACACAGAUGAAUGACCCAAAAAAGGAACUUAAGGUCACCCCAGAACUAACAGCUCAGUGUACUGUGAGUUUGAAUGAGCUCUGGAACAAGUACCAAGAGCGACAGAAGCAGCAGAAGCCACCUGAUAUCUGUGAUAAGAAGGAGCUAUCUUUGGUGGAACGACUUCAUCGUUUGGCCAAACUGCUUCAGAAUCCCAUCACACAUUCACUCCAGUUCUCAGAAAGUACACAGGAUGAUAGCAGAAGGGGACACGGGGCGAGGGGACAGGGCGGUGGGAGGCAGCAGCAGCAGAAAAGCAGGACACAGAAGCAGAAGUGGUGUAAGAGCCUUGAGAAGGGCCCCCAAAAUGCGGGUUACCGUGGACCAAGCAGAGAGCUUUCUCCUCAGCAGGAUAACAGUUCCAGUCAGAUUAAGACUGAGCAAAUUAAACUCAAUAAAUACAUCCUGAGAAAACAGCCAGAUUUUAAUUUUAUCAGUAACAGCUCCUUAGAUUCGAGACCCUCAGAGGAAAGUGAGCUGCUCACAGAUAGUCCCACCAACUGUCUUUCCAGUACUACCUCUCCUUUGGACUCGGAUGUAUUGACCCAGACUGACAGAGAGGUGACUUUGCACGAAAGGAGUAGCUCCAUUUCCACUAUUGACACGGCUCGGUUGGUACAAGCUUUUGGCCGUGAAAGACUGUAUUUGUCACCGAGGCGAAUUAAAUUGUACAGCAGCAUCACCAACCAACAGAGGAGAUAUCUGGAGAAGCGGUGUAAGCACAACAAGAAAACACUGAACACAGGCCAUCCCCAAAUGACUUCUGAGCACACCAGAAGGAGGCACAUCCAGGUGGCAGAUCAUUUGGUUUCUUCAGACUCUGUUUCCUCCACCAGUAGUUUCUUGAGCUUGAAUUCUACUCCGUGUAAUGAGCAAAGUGUGCACCUGUUGAACAAGAGCAUACAAACAGGUAACUUUGAGAUUAUGACUGGUACCAAGAAACAUACCCGGGAUGUUGGGGUGACUUUCCCAACUCCGAGCUCUAGUGAGGCCAGAUUAGAAGACAGUGAUAUGACUUCAUGUCCAGAAGAAAAAGUCCAAGAGAAAAUGUUCUUUAUCAGUUAUCUUGGUAACAAAAAGUUACAGAAGGACAAGCCCAAAUCCUGUAAAGGGGUCUCAUGGUUUGUUCCUGUGGAAUAUGUGAAGUCUGCAUCUAAGAAGGAAAACCUGCCCAACGUUUAUGUCCCUGGCAUCACCUGGUUUGAACCAGUAACCAGAACCAAACCUUGGAGGGAGCCACUGAGGGAACAGAACUGGCAAGGACAGUGCACGGAUGGUUGGUGGUCGCUGGGAGGCCCAGGUGGAGAUGGUGGCUGUGUCCCACCGAGGCCAUUUGUGAGAGCAACCCUGCAGGAAGCUCUUCAGCUUCACAGGCCUGACUUCAUCUCCCGCUCUGGGGAGCGGAUAAAGCGCCUAAAGUUAACAGUCCAGGAGAGGAAGCUGCAGAACAUGUUCCAGAGUGAGCGGGAUGUUCUGUUCAAUGUACACCCCCUGCGUAGGAGAGUCUUCCUGGCUCCCCAGAACAAGCCUAUUGGAAAGAAGGAAAUGAUUCAGAGGUCCAAACGGAUUUAUGAGCAGCUUCCAGAGGUAAAGAAGAAGAGAGAAGAGGAGAAGAGGAAAUCAGAGUAUAAAUCCUACCGGCUACGAGCUCAGCACUAUAAAAUGAAAGUGACCAAUCAACUCCUUGGGAGGAAAGUUCCCUGGGACUGACAAGAUUAUUUUCCUCAGAGUUUUGUAAUUAUUUUUUUUGUGCGCCUGAAGAAGCCUAGUCCUUACUUUAAUGGAUAUGACUUAACAAAACUUCCUCUUUGUUCAUUAGUAACUUUGGGGUCUGGGGCAGUGAUUCGAGUGGCUGAUGGUUUGGAAGCAGUCCUUUCUCCAUCAAGCCUUUGAGCAUAGGGUCGGUCCUUACAAUGGGACUCUCUUAAUUCUAGCCAAGAGGGAGUUCAUUUUUGUACGCGUUUUUAUAGUUUUAGAAAAUAAAUUGCUUUUGAUCGACUCAUACUAAAGCAAGCAGAAGCAGGUUAUUUCUUUCCCAUCUGGAGAAGAACCUAGAGCUGGGCAGUCUACCCUGAUGUGUCAAAACUCAUUGGAGGGAAAUGGGCUGUAGAAUGAAAUGUGGCCUAUCUCCUUAAAGAACAGAAUGACAUGACUGAGAGCCUUGGCAUGGGCUUGGAGUAUCUGGUCCAUUUGCACUGGAGUGAGAGACUUCCAACACACACAGGCAGGCACAAGAGUCCCUUAACCUCUCUGCAGCUGUCCAGGGAUUGGUUUUGGAGCCUAGGAGAAAGGCUACCAGCCUUCUUUAGUGGGUCUUCCUCUAUUUACCUGUUUGCUAGAUUAAAGUCUCAAACCAUUCACCAUCUCAUAUGAACCAAUAUUUAUAACUUAGAGAAUGACUUCUGGAAAACAUACAUUGAUAAAUGAGGUAAUACCCGCACCACAUUCAUCUAGCACCUGGUCAGGGACAGUGGGGUUUCCUCCCUUGUGGCCUGGAAUCACAACUAAGGCCCGAAACUGAGGAAAGAAGGUGCAGUAAGUACAGCAGACCCAGCCAGACCAGGGACUGCCCCAGCAGGCUUCUUGGAGGCAGCAUAAGUGUGGACCUGCAGUCAAGUUGUGCAGUCCAGACUUGUGUCUGAACCCAGAAAGAUGCCGAGUAGAUGCACAGAAAAAUGUCUUUCUUCAGACUGGAAAGAUGGCUCAGUGCUUAAGACAUGUUCUGUUUUUGCAGAAAACUACCGUUUAGUUCCUAGUACUACACCAGACAGCUCACAACAGCCUGUAACUCCAGCCCCAAAAGAUCUGACAACUUUUUCUAGACUCCACUGGUGCCUGUGCUCUUAUGCACACACCCACACACAGACAUACACAAAAUAUCUUUUCCUUAAUAUCUUUAAUAGUUUUUAAUGAAAUUUUUGUGAUUUUCAUACAGUAUAAUUUGAUAUUUAGAUCCCCUCUCCUAUCCCCACCUCCCAUUA